AUGUGGGGUAAAAUGUGGGGUUUAUUAGUUUUAAUGUUAUUCAGUAUUUUACGAGUAAAAGGUGGUUGGCAAUUUAGUAAUUGCCUAGGUGAUUCAAAUUAUCAAGGAAUUAUUAGAUAUACUCAAGGCGAUCCUGGAAUAUAUAAUUACGGGUUCACUUAUGGUUGCUAUAAUGGCAAAUGUUCUGGAUUUCCCAUUCCUUUCUCCAAUUUGGAUAUAACUUUUCAGUGUACCAAACUUAGUCAAUCGACUUUUUGCAUUACUACCGGUUCCAGUGCAACUGGCAAAUAUGGAGGUUUAUGUGGAGGAAUAUUGGGUAAUACGAUAGCAACUAAUUUUUCGAAUGCUAAUCCUUCGAAUGGGUGUCCUUCUCUUAAUGCUGUAGCUAAUGCACUAUCAAUUGGACCGACUACUGACAGGGCUUUCACAUGGUUAUGCUGUGAUAAUGCUUUAGGUAGUUGUAGGGCACUAAGUAAUGUUCCGGUAAAUAAUGGUUGGGCAACAACAAACUGCGGCCAUGGUAGAUCAUUAAACAGUUUAAUGUGUUUCGCUGAUAAUGACGGUUGGGCAUGCGCUGGUGGCCAGGACUAUGUAGUGGCUGUCGGACAUAAACUCGAGUCUUCUAUAUAUACGGGUAUUAGCUCAACUAGUAUUAAUCAUUGCGCAUUACAACUGGGAAGAAUACCGUUAUCUUAUAGAAUACUUUAA
Molecule: messenger RNA, 708 nt
Organism: Cetraspora pellucida
Lineage: Eukaryota; Fungi; Glomeromycota; Glomeromycetes; Diversisporales; Gigasporaceae
Source: the annotation of a GenBank genome assembly